AUGGAGAAAUGGAAUACUCCUGGAGCUAUCGACGAGACUAUCGAAGAAGUUCGAUCAAAAGUCAGACGAAUUACUGGAUCUGGCAAAAAAGUCAAAUCACUUGAACAAAUUGCCAUUGAAUUUGAAAAUAAGGAUGGAACACAAUUCAUGACAGAAGAAGAAAUUUCUGAAAUGAAGGAACACAUUCUCUUUGAAUAUGAACCAAGAUUUGUGUACCGUAAUGAGAGCCGCGUCUCUUUACCAGAAACUCGGCUCCGGUUCAAAAACAAAACCAAUACUCCGGAAAUAAUGCAAAGGACAUUUGAUCAAUUUAUACGUUAUUGUUUGGGAAAAGCCGGAGGAAAUUUGGAAAAGACAAGAAUGAGUUUUGGAUUUUUCCACGAAGGAUUCCACAAAACUCAAGGUUUUUGGAUCAAUGAAAGGACGUAUCAAACCUUCAAUGGACAGGUGUUGUUUGAUGAAUUGGAACGCAUUACUCAAUCUAAAGAAGGAGUGGACAUUGAUGAUACAUUUAUUAUUCACAUGCACGUCUUUAAUACAUUUGAAGGAGGAGCACGUCGAAAAAACACACUUUUUGAUGAGCAACUCAAAAUACCUGCCCACGUCGUAGGAAGCGGUAAAUGUCUACCGAAAUCUGUAGCUAUUUCGAUGGCAUUUCUUGCAUCAAAGGAAAACGAGACAAAACGUUUGGAAUGGGAAAGAAUGAUCCGAGUAAUGUACAGAAGUCUAAAUGAGAAACUACAGCUCAAAGCUGCAAAUGUCAUUCUGGAAAAAGCGGGGCUGCCCACAGAUCAGCUAGUCUUUAACAUUGAUGAUUUGGAAAAAAUUGCUGCAGUUUAUCCCGAAUACAAGUUUGAAGUCUACAGCAGACCCGCUUAUGAAAAAGUUUACCAAAUAAUCAAAGAGUUGAAUCUUGAUGGCGAAAAAAUUGUCACCAUUGCUUUCAAAAAGGAAGAUGAAGUUGGUCAUUAUGACUUCAUCAAACCGUCAUUAGUAUACAUGAAAACUUCUUUUUGUCACAAAUGCAAAAAGAAAACAUCUUCGACAGGCCAUUCUCAAGUUUGUGAAGCCAAGUGUGGAAAAUGUGGAUUUUAUGAAUGUGACAGAACUCAAAUCGAGACAAUUUAUUGUGACAAGUGUAAUACAAACUUUUCUAAUCAAGAUUGUUACAAUGGGCAUUUGGAAUGUGCAUACAAUUCGAAAAAAUCAAUGUGUGAUAAAAGAUAUACAUGUCGUGAAUGCUUUUUUCGAGUGUGCAAAGACAAAAUGUCACAAGAUGAAGUUCACGAGUGUGAAAAACGUUCAAGAUGUAUGCAAUAUCAUUCUCAACCCCAGCCUAAUCAUAAGGUCAACCUCAUUUGCUUCAAAAUGAUUUGUAACAAAUGUGUCGAAGAGAGAUUGGAAUGUGACUGUGAAUCUGGAAACUUUCACUACUUUGAACACGUGGAUCCGUUGGAAGAUUUCACAGAGUUUCUAUUGUACACAAAAAAGUUGGACGGAGCUUAUGUCAUUGCACAUAAUGGAGGACGGUACGACCACAACUUUGUACUGUCAACUAUGAUUAAAAACUUUGGCAUCAUCCCUGACUACGUCUCAAAUGGAACCUCAUUAAUAAUGGCGGACAUCACAAAAACAAUGUGGCGUACUCAAGAGCACAACAACUUGAAAUUUAGAGACUCUUUACGGUUUAUACCUAUGGCUCUCUCAAAAAUGCCAAAAACUUUUGGAAUCACGGAGUUGAAGAAGGGAUACUACCCCUACUACUUCAAUCACAAGGACAACUACGGUAAAAUCUUGGAUCGUCUUCCAGCAAAACAUUUCUAUGAUCCGGAGCAUAUGAAACCUGAACCGUUGAGCGAGUUUGAGAAAUGGUACGAAGAACACCAAAAUGAUGUAUUCGACGCUGACCAAGAACUAUUGGCGUAUUGUCAAAGUGACGUAGAAAUAUUGGCAGCGGGAGUGGCCGAGUAUAUCAAGCCUGCACAAUUGCCAGUUAUGUCCAUCACAUUCUAA
This is a messenger RNA of Caenorhabditis remanei, 2013 nucleotides long. RefSeq lists its product as uncharacterized. Bases 1 to 2013 code for a protein of 670 amino acids. The transcript is spliced from 11 exons. Gene Ontology annotation, biological process: DNA replication. NCBI's taxonomy places the organism in Eukaryota, Metazoa, Nematoda, Chromadorea, Rhabditida, Rhabditidae. The record is from RefSeq and is a predicted model, not a curated record. Gene Ontology annotation, molecular function: DNA binding; nucleotide binding; DNA-directed DNA polymerase activity.